Volvox carteri f. nagariensis is the source of this 1101-nucleotide messenger RNA. RefSeq lists its product as uncharacterized. The annotation marks the transcript as partial. Gene Ontology annotation, molecular function: nucleic acid binding; ATP binding. Gene Ontology annotation, cellular component: nucleus. The record is from RefSeq and is a predicted model, not a curated record. The transcript is spliced from 5 exons. Lineage: Eukaryota; Viridiplantae; Chlorophyta; Chlorophyceae; Chlamydomonadales; Volvocaceae. Gene Ontology annotation, biological process: ribosome biogenesis.
UUGGGUUUCACGACUCCCACCGCAAUUCAGAAAUCGGUGUUGCCUGUGCUGCUGGCGGGGCGAGAUGCCCUGGUCCGCGCACAGACCGGUUCCGGCAAGACGAUAUCCCUACCCUACCCCCCUCCAUCCGCUCAGGCCCAGCAGCCCCGUAUCAGCCGCGGCGAGGGCACCUUCGCCCUCAUCCUGGCGCCCACUCGGGAGCUGUCGCUGCAGGUGUUCGACGUGGCAGCUGCCCUCCUGAAGCGCUACCACUGGCUGGUUUCGGGGCUAGUCAUCGGAGGGGAGAACCGGCAGCAUGAGAAGGCACGACUGCGGAAGGGUGUGGCGGUGCUGGUUGCCAGUCCGGGGAGGCUGCUGGACCACCUGGAGAAGACGGCGUCCUUUAGAACGUCUGAGCUCCGCUGGCUGGUUCUGGACGAGGCCGAUCGCCUGCUAGAUCUCGGGUUCGAGGCCAAGCUCCGACAAAUUACGGAGCUGCUCAACCAGCGGUCCGCGGCAGGGGCAGCGGGGAGCCCGACGGGUCGGCCCCCCGCACACCACACGCCUCCCCCGAAACACACUACCCUCUCGCCUCCUGACCUUCUGCCGUACACAACCGUACAACAGACCGGCGCUGGGCUACAGCUGCUUGCAAGCGGCGGCAGCGGCGGGGCUGCUACUGCCGCCGCCGUCGGCGGCGGCGACGACCCACUUUCCCACUACAGCCUGCCCGCCUCGCUGCGGCAAUGCUGGAUGGAGGUGCCAGCUAAGGAGCGUUUGAUGGCGCUGGCGGCGUUGCUCCGAAACCGUGCUGCCCGCCGUCGUGUCGGCGGUAGCAAGGCGGUGGUGUUCGUGGCUUCCUGCGAUGAGGUGGAGUUCCUGCACUACCUGCUGGGGGACAUGUGGGAGGCGGCGGCGGGCGCGGCGCUGCUGCCCCGGUCUGUACGGCUGUUCAAGCUGCACGGAGACAUGCAACAGGCGCAACGGACCGAGACGUUUGCGGGGUUUUCACAAGACGGUGACGGUGUACUGCUGUGUACGGAUGUGGCAGCCCGAGGACUUGAUUUCCCCAAUGUCACGACCAUCAUCCAGUACGACGUGCCCGGAGCCCCCGCGGAGUGA